Messenger RNA from Chenopodium quinoa (quinoa), 708 nucleotides. Its product is annotated as 60S ribosomal protein L35. The record is from RefSeq and is a predicted model, not a curated record. Gene Ontology annotation, biological process: translation; maturation of LSU-rRNA from tricistronic rRNA transcript (SSU-rRNA, 5.8S rRNA, LSU-rRNA). The transcript has 4 exons. Lineage: Eukaryota; Viridiplantae; Streptophyta; Magnoliopsida; Caryophyllales; Amaranthaceae. Gene Ontology annotation, molecular function: structural constituent of ribosome; mRNA binding. Gene Ontology annotation, cellular component: cytosolic large ribosomal subunit; ribosome. Bases 128 to 499 code for a protein of 123 amino acids.
CUUUAUAAAAUAAGCCCCAACUUCUAACUUCACUCCACAUAUAUAUUCAUCAAAUCACCAUAAACCCUAGGUCAGCCAUUCCUUUUUCCACACACGCCGUCGUUGCAGCAAACACCGGAGCACAGAAAUGGCAAGGAUUAAACCGCAUGAGUUGAGGCAAAAGCCUAAGGCUGAUUUGCUGAAUCAGCUUAAGGAUCUCAAGGCUGAGCUCGCUCUUCUUCGUGUUGCUAAGGUUACCGGCGGUGCUCCUAACAAGCUCUCCAAGAUUAAGGUGGUGAGAUUAGGUAUUGCGCAAGUAUUGACAGUGAUGUCGCAGAAGCAGAAGUCGGCAUUGAGGGAAGCAUACAAGAAGAAGAAGUUCUUGCCACUUGAUCUUCGUCCCAAGAAGACCCGUGCCAUUCGUCGUCGCCUCACUAAGCAUCAGGCAUCUUUGAAGACCGAAAGGGAGAAGAAGAGGGAGAGGUACUAUCCCAUGAGGAAGUAUGCCAUCAAGGUGUAGGCUAGGUAUCUAUUCUCUAAGGGGGGUGUCUACAUUCCAUGAAAUUUUCGUUCUAAUGUUUUUUAAACUUAUAAAAAGUGAGCUUCAAUUAAGGACAUUAGAUGCCAGAUUUGUUCUACCUUGUGAUUUUAUCUUGCCAGCAUUUUGUAUUUUGCUAAAAUAGAAUCGUUGUUUAUGAUUGCUAAAAUAGAAUCCUUGUUUAUGAUCUA